Momordica charantia (bitter melon) is the source of this 3177-nucleotide messenger RNA. RefSeq names its product Chaperone DnaJ-domain superfamily protein. The record is from RefSeq and is a predicted model, not a curated record. Lineage: Eukaryota; Viridiplantae; Streptophyta; Magnoliopsida; Cucurbitales; Cucurbitaceae.
GCCAUUUCUCUCUCUCUCUUCAAGCUCUCUACUUUUUCAAACUUUUUCUACAACCCACUUUCCUUUUUCACGAGUUAUGUUAUGUUUAUGCCUCUAAAUCCAAAAGAGGAGGAAAAAAUGAGAGAGAGAAGAAGUUAGGGUUUGUUUCCUCUCCCCAGUUCUUCUCUAUCUUCCUCCAAAUCCAACACCCAGAUUGUUAUUUUGAUUCCUCCAUUAUUAAAAGCUUUCAUUUCAGUCCCUGCCGGUGCUCCGUUCACCUUCUUCUUGUGUUCUUCUCCCUUUCUGCUUUUCCCAAUGUGCUGCUGUUCGUUUGCCCCAUUUUUGAUUUCUUCUUGUUAAUGGGGUUUCCGUCUAUUGAUUGUUGAGCCUAAAGAGGAAACUGAGAUAUUCCCCUUUUGUUUUCCUUCUUGGGUUUUUGUGGGUUUCAAGAAUUUAGUAUGUGGGAUCUUCUGAUUGUGCCUUUUUCUUAGAAAAGUGUUCCUGUUGGUUGCUCUUUUUGUGUUUUUUUCUUCCGGGAAACUUACAUGUGAAGCAAUUUGCGUUGAACGAACUGACCACCCUUAUCGUGAUCGAAUUUAACUCAUUCCAUCACUUACAAAGUGUUGCUGCUUACUUUAGUGUGUGGUUGUGCGUAAAGAAGUUUCCGGAUCUUCUUACGGCUGGAAACCCGUGAAUUUUUGGCUUAUGGGCUUCCUUUUUGUGGUGGUCUAAGGGCAGAUCGAGGUUUUGAUUCAUUACCCAUGGGGUGCAUUUUAGACUUUGCAUCGCAAUUCUCGAGGGAGACUGUGUUUUUUGGUAGCGUUGAUGGUUAUCUAUAGCGAUUGCAGCAGCUUCUCUGCAAGGGUCUAUUGGUGAAGGGCUCAGCUUUGGUUUUUGUAGCUGCCAUGGAGGAUAUAGGCCUUUUCAAACAAGGGUGGAAAUGGUUCCAGUCGCAGAAACACACUUAUUCGCGAGCUCAAACUGCGUUUUUUAGUUUCAGAGACAAAGUUGGGAUGUUUAUAGAGAGACAUUGGCCAACGGUGUGCCGGGGCUGUGCCUGGAUGGGGAGUUUACUGCGUCUAGCAGUGCUUCAAUGGUGGGACUGCAUUAUAAAAGGCUUCCGGUCACUUGUUGGAUUAGGCUCUGCGGCGUUACUCCUUAUAAUGUGGAGUUGCUUUCUUAGUUUAACAUCCAUGUCCUGCCUUGUUUAUGUUCUUCUCAGUAUGGGAGCUGCAGGAGUUGCUGUUCAAUACCUGGGUUAUACUCCUGGACUUUUUAUCGUGGGACUCUUUGCCAUUCUUAUCUUGUGGAUGUAUGCUAACUUUUGGAUUACAGGGACGCUGUUUAUAGUUGGAGGUUAUUUGUUUUCUCUUAAUCAUGCACGGUUGGUGGUCUUAAUGGCAACUAUAUAUGCUAUCUAUUGUGUUAAAGUUCGGGUUGGAUGGCCGGGUGUAUUUCUCGCGAUAAAUCUUGCAUUUUUGUCAAAUGAUGCAUUAAAUUAUUUGCUCCAAUGGUGUGAUAAGGCAAGUGAGAGUUCACACUUUGAAGAGCAGAAACAAUCAGAAACAGUAUCUGAAGAUGAAUUCUCGGGGGAGUGUGAGUAUUCUGUUCCUACUAGUGAAUCUGAGAAGGUGCACUCUUGUAAAUCAUCCAGCCCAACUGUUGUGACGGCUGUUGUGGAUAACCAGAAAGAGGCUUCUUGUAGCAAGGUGACCAAAGAGCAGACUGAUUCAGUUGACGAGAUGAAAAGAAUAUUAAAUAGCGGCGACCAUUAUGAAGCACUGGGAUUUCCACGUCACAAGAAGAUUGAUGCUAUAGUUUUGAAAAAAGAAUACAGAAAAAAGGCUGUGCUUGUGCAUCCUGAUAAGAAUAUGGGAAGCCCAUUGGCUAGCGAGUCGUUUAAGAAGCUUCAAUGUGCAUACGAGGUUCUUUCUGAUUCCGUGAAGAAACUAGACUAUGAUGAGCAAUUGCGGAAGGAGGAAUCGAAGACCAAAAGUGUCUGUCAGAGGUCCCAGUCCUAUGGGACUUCACAACAGAUGAAUUCCGAUUAUUGCUCUGAAGAGUCAAGACGCAUACAGUGUGGUAAAUGCGGCCAUUCACACAUAUGGGUAUGCACGAAUAGGAAUAAGACGAAAGCAAGAUGGUGUCAGGAUUGCUGUCAAUAUCAUCAAGCAAAGGAUGGAGAUGGAUGGGUUGAACAUAGAGGUUCUCUGGUCUUUGAUAAGCCUCAAAAAAUGGAUAUACCACGCGCUUUCGUUUGUGCCGAGAGCAAAAUCUUUGAUGUGUCAGAAUGGGCGAUUUGUCAAAAAAUGGCUUGCAGGCCCAAUACGCAUCGCCCGAGCUUUCAUGUAAACAUGGUAGGUGUAGGGAAAACCACACAACGAUCCAAGUCGAGUAGAUUUCCUUGGGAAUUGGAUGCCGAAAUGAUGGAUGAAGACGAGGAAGAAUUUGAGCUGUGGCUUCAGCAGGCUUUAGCCUCUGGUCUCUUUUGCGAAAGCUCAAAACGGAGGAAGAGCUGGAGCCCAUUCAAAUUGAGCCAGAAGAUAGGGAGCAAACAAUGGCGAAGAACGUCAUGCUAGUCACAAAAGUCUUAGCAACAUCACUUGCUUGGUUCGAUGCAGAAAUGUUAAGUCUUCUCAUUCACAAGGUAUGAGCGAGAAACAGUUUACUCAACCAGGUUGGAAGAAUGCCUAGACUUAUCAAAACCACAAGUGCCUAAAUUGACAGUAAUAUAGGAUCGCUGGUACGAGGUGGCAGGUUUAAUCCAAAAGCUUAGACAAAAUAGCCUCUGCUCAUGACAUUCUUACACAUCCUCUUAGAUUUCUAAAGCAUGAGAGCCCCUUGUAACUUUUUGGCCUCACUUUCAAGUAGUACCCUCAAAUGUAGCCCCCCAUCCCCCACUAAGUUUAAAUGAAAUGUAUCUGCUGCUGCUGCUGCUGCUUCAGUUUUCUCACCCCCUUUCAAGUUUCAACCUGAAUCCCAUUCUGCUAGAAGAUUUAACUUGUACACUUUCCAAUCUCAUGUACAUAUCUUUCUUUCAUAUUAUGUUUAGUAGAUAGUGUUGAAUACAGUUCCAAUAUUCACUAGUUAUGUUUCUUUGGUUCAGCAUUAGCAGUAGAAUUCACUUGUUUGAUGCUACUGUGUAAACAGAAUCUUGGGUGUUUGGUUCCUGUGAUAUGACUUCCAAAUAUUCCCCAA